UUAAGAGAAGCGGGUCCCUGGGAGAGAGAGAGAGGCCUUUCCUCUUCUUCCCUCGCCUCUCUCUUGCCCAGAGGGUUUGCACACGGCCCUCAAAGGGCAGUGCGGCCCAAUGGUUACAGCCAGGGCUUUUCUAUACAUCGUUAUAUACAGGACUUCGUUUCAGGGGUUGUGUUUUAACCCCUGAAGGGACUAUGGGAUUCAGAUACUACUUGGAGUGCUGACUGGAGUUUCACACAAUCAAGUCCUCCCAAAGAAACUGAUGCCAUGUCCCUCUCCGAGUGUUACAUUGCCGUCAAGCUAGCCGACCAACCCCUGGCUCCCAAAUCCAUCCUAAGGCUGCCAGAAACAGAGCUGGGAGAGUGCCCCUUGGGAGGCUGUAGCAUCUCAUACCUAAAACAAUUAAUCACCGGGAAACUGCAAGAAUCUGUCCCUGACCCAGAGCUCAUUGACCUGAUCUACUGUGGCCGUAAGCUCCGAGACGACCAAACACUGGAAUUCUAUGGCAUCCAGUCUGGCUCCACAGUCCAUGUCCUUCGAAAGUCCUGGCCUGAACCAGAACAGAAACCAGAACCAGUAGAUAAAGUUGCUGCUGUCCGAGAGUUUCGUGUUCUACACACUGCUUUGCAUAGCAGCCCAGUCUUCAGAGAUUCGGUCUUCAAGAUGCUGGGGAAUAAAGAAUCCUUGGAUCAGAUAGUAGUUGCUACACCGGGCCUUAGCAAUGACCCAAUUGCUUUGGGAGUCUUGCAGGAUAAGGACCUCUUCUCUGUCUUUGCUGAUCCGACCAUGUUGGACACGUUAAUCCCAACCCAUCCUGCUUUGGUGAAUGCCAUUGUCCUAGUUCUCCACUCUGUGGCUGGUAGCACACCCUUGCCCACUGGAGAGACCUCCUCACGUAGCAUGCCUUCUAGCUCCUACCGGGACAUGCCAGGUGGUUUCCUGUUUGAAGGUCUUUCUGAUGAUGAAGAUGAUUUCCAUCAGAGUACAAGGACUACCCCAUCCAGCAGUACCUCUGGGUCCCGCCCAGCAUCCCUUGGCUAUACGGGAGCAGCGGGGCCACGCCCCAUCACACAGAGUGAAUUGGCGACAGCCCUGGCCCUUGCCAGCACCCCCGAAAGUAGCUCCCACACUCCAACCCCUGGGACGCAGGGACAUUCUUCAGGCACGUCUCCAAUGUCCUCCAGUGUCCAGUCAGGAACGCCCAUCACCAAUGACCUCUUCAGCCAGGCUUUACAGCAUGCCCUUCAGGCAUCUGGGCAGCCAAAUCUACAGAGCCAGUGGCAGCCCCAGCUGCAGCAGCUACGAGACAUGGGCAUUCAUGAUGACGAACUGAGCCUCCGAGCAUUACAAGCCACUGGAGGGGAUAUUCAGGCUGCCCUGGAACUCAUCUUUGCUGGAGGAGCGCCUUAAUUUUACUUUCUCUUCCCUCUCUGCCCAAGAGGACUUAGACCCUGAUAGAUCCUUCUGCAUGUCUGAUCCCUCCGCAAUGGAAGCAGUCUUUGGAUGCCCCUUGGUGGUACUGUGCUCUGUCUUCCUUGUGUUGAGCUGCCUGGAAUCCUAGUCACACUUACUUUUUGUCAUCCGAGUGGAACAGAUGGGGACAGAACAGAGAAGAGUGAUAGGACAGGAGCAUUCAAUGUUGGAAUGACAUUUUAUUUAAAAAAACAACAUCUCUGUCAGGGUGGACCGGAAAGACUGCCUGCUGGAUGAUGUACCCAGUACUUGUUCCUUUGUUGUCUUACAGAACUUGCAUGCUUCCCUCCCCAUAUUGCUCAGUUUGUGGCUCUCUGAGGCUCUGUCGAGUUUGUUUGGUUCACAGACUCUUCAUUAAAGCUUUCCUGUCCCUUCUGUUCUGUGUUUUUGCUCAGAUUUUGCUCAAGGUGUGUAGCUUGGCUUUGUGAUCCUUGGAUGACAAGGAAACAGCCAUCAAGUGUCCUGAAACACAGAUGGUGCAUUUGAACUUCUGCAAACCAUGGGGGUUUGCCAAGGCUUUUUCCACUUUCCUCUUAGGCUUGAAUUAUGCUUUUUUAUUUGCUACACAAGAAUGCAUACGCAGCGUGACAAAGGCACAAACUCAGACUGCUGUAAGAUGUUCUGGGGACAGCAGGGGGCACUUCUGCAUAGCACACAAAAUAGCAUGUAAAUACUGCAGCUAGUUAACAAGAAAAAACGGACAUGAGUUGCACUUCUUUGGCAUGUACAGGGGAAAGUUCAACUCUUCAAGGAUUAUGAAUGGAAGCUGUUAGUAGAUUUAUUUCAUUAUGUAAUUUAAUUAAUUAAUUAAUUAUUGGAAGUAAGAAUGAAGAUAAUGAUGUGCAGAAGCCAUCUCCAAAUGAAAGGUGAUGUUGUGGGAUUCAGAGAGCAUCACCCUCCCACUGUUCAGUUAUUGGUAGCUUUUGCUCGUCGUUCUUAAAAGCAGCUUUCCAAACCAUUAAAUAAAUUGCCAAGCACAGUGGUUGUGCAACAUGCUAAUAACUUUCCACUAAUCUUAACAAAAAUUGCACUAGUCUCUGGAAUUAGUUGGAAUAAUUUUGUGUGUGUAUGUGCCUUCAAGUUGCCUCUUGACUCAUGGUGACCCCACAGUUUUCAUAGGGCUUUCUUAGGCAAGGAAUGCUCAGAAGCGGUUUUGCUAGUUCCUUUCUCUGAAAUCCAGUCUACAGCACCUGGGAUUCAUUGACAGUCUCCCAUUCAAGGAGUAACCAUGGCUGGCCCUGCUUAGCUUCCAACAUCAGAUAGGAUCUGGGACCUUUAGAGUUUUUAUAUUCACUUCCUUGAAAUUCUGUAGUGUCUAGGAAAUGCAAUUUGCCCUUUAAAUAGUUUACAGACUUCCCCAUGCUACUUAUUGUGAGGAAAUAUUGAAAAUGAGAAGUGUCUGCCCACUUCCAUUUUUCAAGUGCGUUUGGCAGUCUGGGCUAUAGAGCAAAAAACAGGUCACCAGACCUUUCUCUGCCUAGCAGUGACCAUUUAGGGGCUUUUGAACAGGAAUCUUUCUCAGCUCUCCUGGAGAUGCUGGUGUACAUCUUUCCAGGUUCUGUGGGACCAGUUAUAAAUAAAUACUGUAACCACAAUCACAGUUUAAGCUUAUUCUUUUAAAACAACACAACUUUAUAUACUACACUAAACACCUAUCCAGUAUCGCAAGGUUCCAGGCAUCCAAUGAGAUGCUGGCGCAGGAGUUGAUUGUAAGACCAUUCAAUAUAUCCUUGCGAUUGUAAUCUAUGAUGAAAAGCAUAAAAGUCUUAAAACCAACAAAAUAGGUGCAAAUACAGAACAGCAAUUGCAGUAUAAGAAUUUACUCUUUUAGCCUUUCCAAAAUUCGUAACCGCAACGUCUACAAUUUGAACCUGGAGUUCCCAAAUCCAAAAUAUUCCAAGACCUAAACCUUUUUCCAUGGGUGGCUGAGAUUGUGGCACUUUUGGCUCAAUGUACACAAAACUAUUAAAAUAUUGUAUAAACAUGCCUCCAAGGUAUGUGUCUACGGUGUAUAGGAAACACAUAAAUUAUGUGUUUAGACUUGGGAUAUGAAAUGUAAAUACAUUUUGUGUUUAAACUUGGGUCCCAUCUCCACAAAUAUGAAAAUACAGGUAUUCUAAAAUCCAAAAAAAUCUGAACCCCAAACACCUCUGGUCCCAAGCAUCUCAAAUAAGGAAGAUUCAACUUGUACCUUAUUCAAGGUGGACAAGGCCUAAUGUAAAGAGCAUUUUAAUAUAUAUCUUUUUAAAAAAUGCUUUGACUUUUUACCAUUUUCAUUGCUUUUUAUUUCUUCAUUGUCUUGAGAGCCCUUGUGGGCUGGGAAAUGUUAUGGUAAUAUCUUAAUUUAAAUAAAUCAUCCUUAA
This is a messenger RNA of Sceloporus undulatus (fence lizard), 3833 nucleotides long. RefSeq names its product ubiquitin like 7 (gene UBL7). Gene Ontology annotation, cellular component: cytosol. The coding region runs from base 265 to 1407 and encodes 380 amino acids. The record is from RefSeq and is a predicted model, not a curated record. The transcript has 11 exons. Gene Ontology annotation, biological process: ubiquitin-dependent protein catabolic process. Gene Ontology annotation, molecular function: polyubiquitin modification-dependent protein binding. NCBI's taxonomy places the organism in Eukaryota, Metazoa, Chordata, Lepidosauria, Squamata, Phrynosomatidae.